Molecule: messenger RNA, 619 nt
Organism: Paramecium primaurelia
Lineage: Eukaryota; Ciliophora; Oligohymenophorea; Peniculida; Parameciidae
Source: the annotation of a GenBank genome assembly
AUGGCUAAAUAGUUUUACUUAAUUUUUUCUGAUAAAAAAAUAAAGUUAAAAAGAAAAGAAUACAUACUUGGAAGGAGUAAGGCUUAAGCAUCUAUAGUAAUUAAAAAUGACUCAAUCAGCAGACAACAUGCUAAAUUGAUUGUAGGCAAAUCUAGUAUUACAAUUCAAGACUUAGGAUCUGUUAAUGGAACAGAAAUUAAUAAUAGAGCUAUUAAAUAAAAUUAGUUGGUUUUAUUAAGAUAAGACAUGAAAAUAAAAUUAGGUGAAUAUGAAUCUGAACUUGAAAUUUAAUUUGAAACUAUUGAUAGUGAUAUAGAACUUUCAAGAUCAAGAAGUAGAUCAGAUUCAAAUAAAAAAACUAAAUAAAAUAAGACUAAUCAAGAAUUAUAGAAAAAAUAAAAAAUUUGGAAUAUGGGUGGAUUGAGUAAAGAAAAUUAAGAUAAACUUAAAAAAUUGAUGGGGGCAAAAAAUGAAUCAGAUGAUGAUGAGUAAGAGAAAUAAAAGGAAGAAAUUGAAAAAAGAAAUAAAGAAUUAGAAUUGCAAUACAAAAGGGCCAUGUAAAGAUAAAAAUAAAAAGGAAUUGGUUUAUGAAUAUAUUUAUUUAUUUAUUAUGAAAAGC